Messenger RNA from Serpula lacrymans var. lacrymans S7.9, 1296 nucleotides. RefSeq lists its product as uncharacterized. Gene Ontology annotation, cellular component: RNA polymerase III complex. Lineage: Eukaryota; Fungi; Basidiomycota; Agaricomycetes; Boletales; Serpulaceae. Bases 1 to 1296 code for a protein of 431 amino acids. The transcript has 5 exons. Gene Ontology annotation, biological process: transcription by RNA polymerase III. The record is from RefSeq and is a predicted model, not a curated record. Gene Ontology annotation, molecular function: DNA binding.
AUGGCCAAAAAACAGUCCGAAGUCACCAGACAGGGAACUCAAAGACUAAAAUUCGUGCCAACCAUACCUGCUCGUAGGAAAAAGGAGUACGGUAAUCACGAACCAACGACACCGGCGAUUCCUGCAGCUGGAGAUAGAGGACGCGGACGAGGACGAGGUCGUGGCAGGGGAGGCGAGGGACGCGGUGCUGCUCCUCGUCCAGUAGUUGAGAUGACUGCCAGUGGUCCAUUCGCCAUGGGUCCUGCUCUCGGAGGCACGUCAGCACGGCGUAGUGCACCUCGGUCGAAUUUCACACCCAUAGUCCCACUCGGUCCAAGUAACGCGUCCGCACUCGGCGCAGGACUCUCAAACACCGCCGCACCUUCAUUAAAAACAGAAAGGGAGAACGUGUUGCACGGGAGUGCAACUACGAAGGACCAAAAGAAGGCCGAUGACGACGAGGAAGUAUACUCGGAUCCUGACGAUGGAGUACAGAUUAUUGACAUGGAGAAUGUGAGGCAAAUGGAUUGGAUGGCCCCGGAGAGUCUCAGGAAAGAAAGAAAAGAUGGGAAAAAGAAAGCAGUUAAGAUUGAGAAAGAAGAGCUCGAAUUGCCUGAGGCUCUAAAAGGGAAAGAAAAAGAUAUACCACCAGACCUGGAGGAAGAAGCUCCUGCUGGCGAAGUUGAUCUAGCGAACGCGCUCGACCUGAGCGAAAGUGAGGAGGAAGAAGAGCUUGAAGACCUCAUCGAGGAUUUUGCUCUGCAAGCCAACAUAGAGGGCGACGUCAAUAUGAGACAAGAACGCUUGUAUUUCUUCCAGUUCCCCGAACCUUUCCCUACAUUCCUUCCCCCACCACCGCCUCAAUUUGGACCUGUCUCGAUGGACUUGGAUGCUCCCGACCCCGCCCCUACAUCUGACACUAAAGGUAAAAAAGUCUCUUUUGCUCCAGGCGUCAAGCCACCUGCUCCAGGUUCAUCGACAGACUCGGCGCGCACCUCAGCUGUUCCCGAAGGUGAGGUGGUCAAAAAGGAGGAGGCCGAAAAGGUCGACGGGAUCAUAGGCCAGCUAGAAGUCUAUCGAAGCGGGGCUGUCAAGAUGCGCCUGGGAAACAACAUCGUCAUGGACGUUUCUGCUUCUACCCAACCAUCAUUUUUGCAACAUGCUGUGUUUCUCGACUCGGUGAAUAAACGGCUGAACGUCAUCGGAGAAGUUAACAAGAGAUUCGUCGUCUCACCCAAUAUUGACACACUACUGGAGGUUAUGGAAGCUGCUGAUCGCGGAGCGGCUGAGAAAGUAAACGACGAUAAUAUUAAUUAG